Nematocida major is the source of this 2697-nucleotide messenger RNA. RefSeq lists its product as uncharacterized. Bases 1 to 2697 code for a protein of 898 amino acids. The transcript has a single exon. The record is from RefSeq and is a predicted model, not a curated record. Lineage: Eukaryota; Fungi; Microsporidia.
AUGAACGCAAAAUUUUAUGCACUUGUAAUUGCAGCGCUGGCGCGCUGUGCGCACGCGAGAGUGUCGUUUGACGAGGUCAUGGAGAUGCAAAGCACUGAAAUAGGAGAGAGUACCGCCUUCAUCAACCCGAGGGGGCCGCUCUGCCUGCUGCGCGGGCUCGUGUACUCCGAGCUAGGCUACAUGCACAACAAGCGCUUCUUUUCGCACGAGAUAAAAACCGACUAUAAGCUGGAGCCUGAUGGGGAUGUUGAAACCACAAUAGAGCACAAAUACACAAGAAAUGCACAGAAUGACAAGCCCUACCCGCCUGCGGAAGGGCCCGCUCUGGGCUCCAAGCCUGCUGGGAAAAACUACGCCGAGGAGUACCACCGCACCCUCAUCGAGAUGUUUCCGUCUGUCGACGGGCACACCUUGUCGGUCGCUGUCGCCCGAGAGGACUCGUUCUUCCAGGCUCUGCAGGGGAUGCCCACCAAACAGCACGCGCACUACGUGCUGGCUGCGCUCCUCUUGCUGAGCGAGGGCGUCAAUGUGCCCAUCGAGGCCACACAGAAAAAGAUCACACUGGGAACAAGCAUUCUUGGCAACUUGCCGCCAGAGCACAGAAAAACUGUGGGAAAGGAAAGCAGCACAGUAGUGUUUAAAACAAAAAAAGACUUGUGCAAAAAGGCUGCCCAGGUCAUAAACUUCUUCAAAGAGAACAUGCAAAAAGAAAAGCUUCCGUGCACGCCAGAGGCCUUCAGCACCGGGGACUUUCUAAACACGCCGCAGUUCCUUAUCCAGGCGUACGUCUUUGAGUACAUCACGAGCAAGAGCGAUGCUCUGGACUUCGCAGCGUGCGUGCACAGCAUCCUCACAAGCCUGCAGAAAAAAGACUGCAAAGACGUAUACAGCGCGUGCUUUGUGGAGAGCAAGGCCAAGGCUGAGGAAGACGAGCUUCUGCACCCGCUUAGGAUGAUUCAGACAAAAAUGAAGAUUCUACAGACGUUCCCGUUCGUCAGCCCGAGCAUGCUGCCGGCGUACACAAGCGUGCAUGCCUGCAAGAGAGGCCAAACAGAGUUUUUGGACGAAACCUUCAGCAACUGCGUGGAGACCGGCCUGUUUGCGCUCUUCUGCUGCCUUGCACACGGCCCAGCCCAGAAAGAAUACGACGCGGACGCCAUGCUCGGCAAGAAAAAAGGGCACAAGACAACAGAGGCCCUCCGCAAAUUCUUCCAGUUGAAGGGCGUCAGCCCAAAGGUGUGCGCCACCAAAGACACGCUGCAGGAGUGGAACCGCGUCGUGUCUGACCUGCAGAGCGAGCACAUCGCGUACAAAAGGGAGAGCAGAAACGAGGUGCGCUCCGGAAUUUUUAAUGCUCUCUACGUUGUCGCAGAGGCAGCAGGCAGGCAGAAGGAGGAAGAGCCGAGAAUACGCGAGCUUGCGCAGAUGCUAGAAGACUCCGAGAUUGGCAAGACCUAUGGAGACGUGUUUGAAAAAACACAGGAGUACGUGGAAAAGCUUUUCGAGUCUCUCUCCGUGGAUAAGAGCCUAAGAGUGGAAUUCUCCGACUUGAAGGUCGACGCCCGGAGCGACGGGCAGAAAGACCUCUAUGGAAAAAUCACCCUGAAGUACACAGACAAGGACAGCGUGAUAGAGCAGGGCUUAUGCCUUGCCUUUAAGCCUGGACAUCUAGCAGCCACCCUGUGCCCGUACGUCUUCCUUUCUUCUGAAAGUGGUGAAGAAGAGGCCUUCUUUGCAGUGGACAGUCACCUAGAGCCCAAGGAGUUUGUCGAGUGCUUGUUUGCCGGAUAUGCAGACGCGUGGAGGCCCAGACACGUGGAUCUCCGCAAGUCUAAGCUUAUUGAAGAAAUUUGGCAUACCACAAAACGUUUGGCUGUAGGCAGAGCUCCAGAGCACCCAAACGAGCUUUUGGUGCUGGGACUGGCUUUAAAGCAUAUUCAGGCGCAAAAAAUUGCUGAGCAUUUCUUUUUGCAUGCAGCAGCACGCGGCACCGAGCUGACCCAAGAGCGCCCAGGCAUGCGCCUUGUCUUGAAUCUGCUUGGCAGCCUUCCGCUGGACGACUAUGCAACGCAAAACGAUGUGCUGCAGCACAUAGUAUGCCUGGGCCUGCGGCAUCCGAGCAUCAGCCUGUCAAAGAAAAGAGUUUGUGAAAUCUAUAGAGGCGCAUGCGCCAUCACCAGAAUAGAGGGCUAUGCUGGAGCCAACUACACGCCCGCAGUAAACGCCAUCACGAAAUACUUUAGAGAGUACAAAGAAAAAGCAAGACAGCCUCUUUUCCAGUGCAACAAAUUACAAAACUUCGCUGCUAUCUCUGACUUGUUUCCCCUUUUGCUUGCAGACAAAACGUUGUCGAAUGCAAAAGAAAUUGGCAAGCUUAUUACCGACAAGGAGGAGAAAGACCGGGAGAAGGCGAUGGAUGCCAAGGCAAUCUUCGACCUCCUCCUAUUCCUCGCCAGCUUGAAAGACAAAGACACUCCGCCCAAUCUGGUGCUUGCUCUGGGCAGCAGGCUUGGGCCAAGGUCGAUCCAGGCAUGCAAUGACGCCAAUUGCCUGAUUCUUAUCCGCAGCAAAGAAGCCUCUAGGAUGCUGAAGGCUCUGAAGACGCACCAACGCGCCCUGCUGCAGGCGCCCAACAGAGCGGAGGUGUUCAACGGCGUGAUGGGCAUAUUCCAGCUAAUCAUAGACAAGAAGAAGUAG